Colletotrichum scovillei is the source of this 1201-nucleotide messenger RNA. RefSeq names its product autophagy-like protein 3. The transcript is spliced from 2 exons. The coding region runs from base 191 to 1201 and encodes 336 amino acids. Gene Ontology annotation, biological process: snoRNA splicing. The record is from RefSeq and is a predicted model, not a curated record. NCBI's taxonomy places the organism in Eukaryota, Fungi, Ascomycota, Sordariomycetes, Glomerellales, Glomerellaceae. Gene Ontology annotation, molecular function: metal ion binding. Gene Ontology annotation, cellular component: U2-type spliceosomal complex.
UGAUGAUCGCCAUCAAAGCUAAAGUUGACCAAGGGUAACCCCAAACUUCUCUCUCAACUACCGACGUUGCCUAGCCUUAGCUGCGGAUCAUCAAAGACUCAUUAGGCAAUCUAUAUCAACGAAAUCAGAAUAUUCCGUCCAUCUUCAAACACCGACGUACACUUGCGAUCGACGCCCAGAUCCAUCAAACAUGGCCGACAGCGCCCCAGCAACAGAUGCGCCAGUCGCCAUCUUCAAGCGGCGCGGCGCAAAGGGCAAAGCCAACAUCCGCAAAAGACCCGCAACACCGCCGCCCGCGAACAGCGACUCUGACUCCGACUACUCAUCCUCCGAAGACGAAGCAGGCCAGCGGGUCAAGAGGCGAAAGACAAAGGCAGGCGCCAUCACGGCCUCAUCCAAGGACAUCGCCAAGUCGAAACAAGACCUUUCCGCCACAGUAUUUACCGCCGAUCGCAGUGUGCCCAUAUCAGACUCCAACGAUGCCACGAAACAAAGCAACUGGUACGACGAGGACGGCAAGGACGCUCUUUCAUCAAAGAACCUACUGGGCAGCUCGCGAGCUGUCGCAAAGACAUCGCAGGCCCCCGACGGAACAUACAAGGGGCUGGCGAACCAGACUUCGUUCAUCACGAAGAACCCAGACGCCCCGAACAAGACAGUGGGCCCCAUCAAGGCGCCCACCAAUAUCAGGACCAUCACAGUCACCGAUUUCGCACCAGACGUUUGCAAAGACUACAAACAAACCGGUUUCUGUGGCUUCGGCGAUAACUGCAAGUAUCUCCACGCCAGAGAAGACUAUAAGCAAGGAUGGCAGCUCGACAAGGAGUGGGAGAACGUCACAAAGGGGAAGAAGAACAUUGCCGGAACCGUCGUUGCCAGCGCGGACCGCACCAAGGCCGAUGACGAUGACGACGACGAGGAGGCCAUGUUGGAAAAUAUCCCGUUCGCGUGUAUCAUAUGCAGGGAGCCUUACAAGGCGCCGAUCAUCACGAGGUGUGGUCACUACUUUUGCGAGCCUUGCGCGUUGAAGAGGUAUAGGAAGGACCCCACAUGCGCCGCGUGCGGGUCAGGGACGAACGGCGUCUUCAACGGUGCCUCGAGGUUGAAGAAGUUGCUGGAUCGAAAGAGGGAGCGCGCAGCGAAGCGACGGCAGGAGGCCAUAGAAGCAGGGGAGGAAGUUAGUAGUGAGGAGGAGGAAUAG